This is a messenger RNA of Brettanomyces nanus, 609 nucleotides long. It is a transcript of the gene PRE1, whose product is annotated as Proteasome subunit beta type-4. NCBI's taxonomy places the organism in Eukaryota, Fungi, Ascomycota, Pichiomycetes, Pichiales, Pichiaceae. The transcript has a single exon. Gene Ontology annotation, cellular component: proteasome core complex; nucleus; proteasome core complex, beta-subunit complex. Gene Ontology annotation, biological process: proteasomal protein catabolic process. The record is from RefSeq and is a predicted model, not a curated record. Bases 1 to 609 code for a protein of 202 amino acids. Gene Ontology annotation, molecular function: peptidase activity.
AUGGAAAUUGCACUUGGAAUACGUGUUAAGGAUGGAGUGAUUCUUGCCACAUCUAAGGCAUUCACUCGAGGAAUCUCUGUGUUGAAGGCCACAGAUGAUAAAACCCGAAUGCUCAAUGAUUAUAAUGUGCUUGCCUUCACCGGCGAAUCCGGUGAUACAACACAGUUUGCAGAAUAUAUACAGGCAAAUAUUCAGUUAUAUACUAUGAGAGAGGGUUCGGAGCUUAAUUCCAAAGCCAUUGCCUCCUAUAUAAGGCACGAAUUGGCCAAAUCACUCAGAACUAGGAAGCCUUACCAGGUGAAUGUGAUGUUGGCAGGACUAGACAAAGGUGAAGAGCCUUUCCUUUCAAUGAUAGAUUAUAUGGGAACUCGUGUGGAUUUGCCUUAUGCUGCUCAUGGUUAUGCUGCCUUCUAUACCAUGUCUCUAUUGGAUCGUCAUUAUAAACCUGAUAUGAAUGUGCAAGACGGUAUGAAGUUGUUAGACAUGUGCGAAGCGGAGCUUGCAAAAAGAUUUCCAGUUGAAUUCAAGGGGUUGUUGGUGAAGGUUGUUGAUAAGAAGGGUAUUAGAAAUGUGAGAGGUGAUACCAAAGUUGAUGAUCCAGAGCAAUAG